CUUGGUGUCAAGCAGAUGAUCCGUUGUAACAACAUGGAAGCCACCUCCCCCAAGUACUCAAAGGCUAGGUACGAUGAAAUUGUGAAGGAGGUCCCAUCUUACUUAAAGAAGGUUGGAUACAACCCAGACAAAAUUGCCUUUGUUCCCAUCUCUGGAUUCGAGGGAGACAACAUGAUUGAGAGGUCCACCAACCUUGACUGGUACAAGGGACCAACUCUCCUUGAGGCUCUUGACAAUAUCUCUGAACCAAAGACACCCUCAAACAAGCCCCUUCGUCUUCCACUUCAGGAUGUUUACAAGAUUGGAGGUAUUGGAACUGUGCCAGUGGGACGUGUUGAAUCUGGAUUCAUCAAGCCUGGUAUGGUUGUUACCUUUGGACCCACCGGGUUGACCACUGAAGUUAAGUCUGUGGAGAUGCACCACGAUGCCCUUCAAGAAGCUCUUCCAGGAGACAAUGUUGGGUUCAAUGUCAAGAAUGUCGCAAUGAAGGAUCUCAAGCGUGGUUUCGUCGCCUCCAACUCCAAGGAUGACCCUGCAAGGGAAGCUGCCAACUUCACCUCCCAGGUCAUCAUCAUGAACCAUCCUGGUCAGAUCGGUAACGGUUAUGCCCCAGUUCUUGACUGUGACACAUCUCGCAUUUCUGUUAAGUUUGCUGAGAUCCUCACCAAGAUUGAUAGACGAUCCGGAAAGGAGCUUGAGAAGGAGCCCAAGUUUUUGAAGAAUGGUGAUGCUAGUAUCAUUAAGAUGCUUCCAACCAAGCCCAUGGUUGUGGAGACCUUCUCUUAGUAUCCACUUCUUGGACGUUUUGCUGUCAGGGACAUGAGGCAGACAGUUGCUGUUGGUGUCAUCAAGGAAGUUGAGAAGAAGGACCCAACAGGAGACAAGGUUACCAAGUCUGCUGUCAAGAAGAAAUGAAGUGUGUUUCCAAGGUUAACUAG
Molecule: messenger RNA, 938 nt
Organism: Papaver somniferum (opium poppy)
Lineage: Eukaryota; Viridiplantae; Streptophyta; Magnoliopsida; Ranunculales; Papaveraceae
Product: elongation factor 1-alpha-like
Exons: 2
Coding region: 16-786 (256 amino acids)
Molecular function (GO): GTP binding
Source: RefSeq, a predicted model, not a curated record